AUGAAAAAGGCCGAGAACUUCCGUGACCAUCUUUAUAUGCAUUUAAUGAAAAAUUAUUGUUAUCGUUUUGGCAUCGAGAAUUGUGAGAGAUCUCGUAUCGAAAAGGGUAUCGAAGAUUUUAAACCGGUAUUGCAAACCUACCAUGACAUUUUGCACCUUCCAGAACUCAUCCCAACUCUUUUGUUUGACCUUCAUAAGCGUUGUAAGGGCGAUGAAAGUGUUCUCCGUUAAUUAAGACACCCCUUUGCCUUUCUUUUCACUCGCCGAACCUCUGGAAUCAGAUAAAUUUCCGUCGACCCAGAUCCAGAGUCUCCAGAAGUCAGUCGAUGGAAUGGCGUCGGCGUUUUUCUGUCGGGAAACUCUCCUUUACUGGCUGACUAAUCUUGUGGCCGCGUUCUUCCUUUCGGCCGCUCAUAAUGUUCUUUACUUUGUACUGGACAUCAGAACUCCGGUUCUGCAUUUUCUCCAUCAUUUCCUGACCUUCGUCUUCCUUUCUUAUCAUACUUUUGUGUUGAAAAGAUGGCCCCAAAAGAAGAGGAUCCCCAAGCUGAGCGGAGUGGUCCCCAGUGUAUUUCCGGCGGUGAUUUUACAAUUAAUUUGCACUAUUUUGUCAUCCAGAAUCCAUUCGCAGAACAGAACUGGAAGCCUCUAUUUAUUGAGGUGAGAAUUUUAUAAUUUGAAUGAGCUUCCGUUUUAGGAUAUCAGACUUUCUGAUCACGAUCACGGUACUCCUGUUGUCAUCAAAAAUGAAGGGGAUCUCUCAAUCUCGGCCUUAUUGGAGUCAUACUGUAAGUUUUCUUUCCUUUUUCGUUUAUUUUCAGCUUCCCAUCGCCCUUUCUGCAUCUUUGUCCUGGCUGGAGUUUUCCCAUAUCGAAUACGAUGGGAUGGCUAUGUUUUUGUCCCCAAUGCAUGGAAUUCUCCAAGGAUUACAUCUAGUGUUACUUAACAGAGCAUAUCAUAUUACAAGCAGUGUUGUGGACCUCGAAAGUUUCUCCCUGAUCUAUACAGGAAUGGUAUCCGCAUUCUUAAGUUUGCCAGCAUUGGUGUCUUAUAAGCUGUCUGUUAUCUCGUAUGAUGCAAGUUGGGAGUCCAUUGAUUAUGUAAGUAGUGAUUACAAUAAACUAUUUAUUCCCAGGUGAUGAUGGGGAUGUCCUUGAUCUACAUGGCUGUCUUCAAGUACAGUGAACUCUGGCUUCUCACUCAGACAGAUCUUCGGACCUACUGUAUUCUGGAGCAUUCCAAGUAUUUCUUGGCUAGUUGUGGCCAAUGGUUUCUGCAAAAUAUGGCCCAUGCCACAGUCUACGCAUUAUGUGGGAAGCUUCUUUUCCUGGGCUCUUUAUGUCGAUAUUGGGGCUAUAUUCGGACAAGAUUAUAG
Molecule: messenger RNA, 1375 nt
Organism: Bursaphelenchus xylophilus (pine wood nematode)
Lineage: Eukaryota; Metazoa; Nematoda; Chromadorea; Rhabditida; Aphelenchoididae
Source: the annotation of a GenBank genome assembly